CCGACUGGGCGGCGACAGACAAACCCGGCUGUCGCCCUGUCGUGCACUGCACCAAAGCGAACUCGUAAAAUGUGGAUCGAUCAACUGCAGCGAACUUACCGGGACUGUGCCGUUAGUACUGCUGCCGGCCAAUCAACAACGGCGUCGCGUUCUUUCUAGAUUCAGUGAUACCGCACUGCACCGAUGCCGCCUGAACGGUUAUGGUUGGCGAGCAGCGGCGGCGACCGGCUGCGGCACUGGCCUGCCGUUUAGGUCACGUGCCAUGUUCGCCGUGCGAGCUGUCACGACUGUCCGGGUGCCAGUCGUGGCGGGACUGCUGCUUGGCGGGUGCGCACGUGCGCUCGCUCAAGGCUCUCCGUCCCUGUGUCCAUCGCAGGCGGGACGAGCCAGUCCGCCGCAUCAGCCAUCAUCCGCUGCGCAGCUGGACGCCGACAUCAUGUGGCUGCGCACGGCCGAGGCGGCGGCGCUGGAGCACGGCGCCGUGGCGGAGCGGCUCCGUGUCGACCCGCAGCACGGCCUCAGCUGGGCAGAAGCCGCCGUCCGGCAGAAGGUGUACGGCACCAACAGCUUCCAAGUCAAGGACGAGGAGCCGCUGUGGAAGAAGUACCUCGAGCAGUUCCAAAACCCGCUGAUCCUGCUGCUGCUGGCCUCCGCCUUCGUCAGUGUGCUGAUGAAGCAGUUCGACGACGCGUUCAGCAUCGCCGCGGCCAUAACAAUUGUCGUAACUGUGGCCUUCAUUCAAGAAUACAGAUCAGAGAAAUCUUUAGAGGAGCUAAAGAAGUUAGUUCCUCCUGUUUGCCAUUGCCUGCGGUCGGGCCAGGUGACCAGCUUCCUGGCCGAGGAGCUGGUGCCGGGCGAUAUAGUGCACUUCAGCGUCGGCGACCGGGUGCCGGCUGACAUUCGGCUGUGCCAGGGCGUUGACCUGGAGGUGGACGAGAGUAGCUUCACCGGCGAGGCCAAGCCGGCGCGCAAGGAUGCCAACGUGCUCUCCGAGGGCAACAUCACAUCGAAGGCCAACUGUCUGUACAUGGGCACCCUGGUGCGAUACGGCAACGGCAAGGGCGUGGUCGUAUCGACGGGCAUCCGGUCCGAGUUCGGCGAGGUGUUCAAGAUGAUGGAGACGGAGGAGUCGCCCAAGACGCCGCUGCAGCGCAGUAUGGACGAGCUCGGCAAGCAGCUGUCCGCCUACUCCUUCGGCAUCAUCGGUGUCAUCAUGCUGGUCGGCUGGCUGCAGGGAAAGCCCAUCAUGGAGAUGUUCAACAUUGGCGUCAGUCUGGCCGUUGCCGCCAUCCCUGAGGGUCUGCCGAUCGUGGUCACCGUCACUCUGGCGCUGGGCGUGAUGCGCAUGGCCAAGCGCAAGGCCAUCGUGAAGAAGCUGCCGACCGUCGAGACGCUGGGCUGCGUCAACGUGGUGUGCUGCGACAAGACGGGCACGCUGACCACCAACGAGAUGACGGUGACGCAGAUCGUCACGGCCGAGGGCUACCAGUGUGACGUGACGGGCGUGGGCUACAGCGCGCGCGGCGAGAUACGGCCCGUCACGGAAAACAUGGAGCAGUGCAAGUACUCGCUGUACGGCCUGCUGGAGGUGGCACUGCUUUGCAACAACGCUGACUUGACUGGCGACACUUUGAAGGGUACGCCAACCGAGGGCGCACUGCUGGUGGCCGCCAGAAAGUUCGGGCUGCACGACCUGCGACAAACGUCCCAGCGGCUGGCCGAGGUCCCGUUCCGUUCGGAGACCAAGGUGAUGCAGGUGAAGGCCACCAAGCCGGGAGAGGCCACUGAGAUGUGGUACUGCAAGGGCGCGCUGGAGAUGCUGCUGCCGCGCUGCACGGCCUUCUCGGUGCACGGCCGGCCGGAGCCGCUGACGCCCGAGCGGCUGGAGCAGGUCAAGACCGAGGCAUACGACAUGGGCCGGCGCGGCCUGCGCGUGCUGUCGCUGGCGCGCGGCCGCCACCAGGAUCAGCUGGAGCUGGUCGGCAUGGUGGGCAUCAUGGACCCGCCGCGGCCCGGCGUGCGCGACCAGAUCCUGCAGCUGCAGUCGUCCGGUGCGCGCGUCAAGAUGCUCACCGGAGACGCCCGCGAGACGGCCUGCGCCAUCGGAGUCCAGCUGGGUCUGCCGGUGACCUCCAACUCGGUGAUCAGUGGCGACGAGAUUGACCGCUGGAAUGACCAUCUGCUAGAGGAGAUGAUCGACAAUAUCACCAUCUUCUACCGCAUGGCGCCCAAACACAAGCUCAAGAUUAUCAAGGCGCUGCAGAGCAAGGGCUACAUCGUGGCCAUGACCGGCGACGGCGUGAACGACGGCGUGGCACUGAAGAAGGCCGACAUCGGCGUCGCCAUGGGUCGCGUCGGCACGGACGUCAGCAAGGAGGCGGCCGACAUGAUUCUGGUGGACGACGACUUCACCACCAUUAUGAGCGCUAUAGAAGAGGGCAAAGGCAUCUUCUACAACAUCGGCAACUUCGUCAAGUUCCAGCUGUCGACCAGCAUCGCCGCCCUCUCACUGAUCGCCCUCUCCACGCUGCUCGGCAUCCCGAACCCGCUGAACGCCAUGCAGAUUCUCUGGAUCAACAUCAUCAUGGACGGCCCGCCAGCACAGAGCCUGGGUGUGGAGCCGGUGGACCGGGACGUGUUGAAGCAGCCGCCGCGAAACGUCAAGCAGUCGAUGAUCACCCGCUCGCUGCUGCUGAACGUGCUGCUGUCGGCCUCCAUCAUCAUCUGCGGCACGCUCUGGGUGUUCCGGAGCGAGAUGAGCGACAACAUCAUCACGCCGCGCGACACCACCAUGACCUUCACCUGCUUCGUCUUGUUCGACAUGUUCAACGCACUCAGCUGCCGGUCGCAGACCAAAUCUGUGUUCACCAUCGGCUUCUUCACCAACAAGUUCUUCCUGCUGGCGGUGGGAGGCUCGCUGGUGGGCCAGCUGCUGGUCAUCUACUUCCCGCCGCUGCAGAGCGUAUUCCAGACGGAGGCGCUGUACCUGUCCGACAUCGUGUACCUGUUGGGGAUCACAUCCACCGUGUUCGUCGUCUCCGAGGUGAAGAAGUACCUGGAGAGAAGCAGCCGCGGCCGCCAGCCGCUGCUGCCGCUGCACCACAAGCCGGGGGACGUCAUCGACCUGGUGUAACGACCGGCCGGCCGGUCGGCGUGAACGGCCGCCUUUUCUAGUCAUGUGUGGCGCGACGCGCCGCCGCCGCCGCGGACUCGGCCGGCGUCGCCCGACGGGUCCGUCGCCGGCGACGGGCCCGGCUGUUCCAGAGGCUGUUGUAGUAUUCCGCACGCGCGCGCGCGCGCGCGUCCAAAUGGGUCGCCAGCGGCCGUGCCGAUUGUGAGAGCAUACCCGGCGUGCUAGCUGUUCGUGUCUAUGUGGGUCGGCGCGCCGCAGACGGUGUCUGUGGCCACGUGGGCCAGCGAAUCCAGGCUCCUGCGCUAACGCUGGCGCUGGCGCUGGCACGGCUAGUUGUUGUGCGGCCGAGCUUUGUGCGCCUACUUGUGUGUCACGCGCAUCCGCCACCGCGUUGUCCGUCGUCCCUCGUCGGUUCACCUACCCGUUUGUUGUCCCUGGCGCCGCUGCUGUUCAAGGUUGCGGAUUCGCAUCUUCCUGGCUCGGCUGAACUCUUCUUUAACUGGAUCUGGUGCAAUGCAAGGCAGGCUGAGGGGAAAUGUUAUGAUUUUAACGGACCAAGGGUGGUUUUUAGCUGGUAUUCUCUGGUUAAGAGGUCUCUUGGCCUGGCGAGCUGGGCGGGACGGACGCACAGCCGCUCACCGCCGCGUCGUGCUGCGCCAUGCCGCGGGCUGGAGGGCCGCGUGAUACAGAGGGUCGUGUAUGGUGCGGGUCUGGACUGGUCGCGGUCCUUUUUAACUGGGAUUAUCAUUGCUCAGCUCUGUUUUAUGAUCGCAAUGCAUAGCCAACACGGAGGACCUUAAUACACGUCUGAGAUUGGU
Molecule: messenger RNA, 3951 nt
Organism: Pollicipes pollicipes
Lineage: Eukaryota; Metazoa; Arthropoda; Thecostraca; Pollicipedomorpha; Pollicipedidae
Gene: SPoCk
Product: secretory pathway calcium atpase
Exons: 19
Coding region: 263-3133 (956 amino acids)
Biological process (GO): calcium ion transport
Cellular component (GO): membrane
Molecular function (GO): ATP binding; P-type calcium transporter activity; ATP hydrolysis activity
Source: RefSeq, a predicted model, not a curated record